AUGUCAGACGAUCGUCAAGCAUUGUUCAACUUGGCACAAUUCAUGGCUGGUUUUUCUCAUGCCAGCCGAAUGAGAGGAAAUUCCAUGAAUAAUAAUAACAGAUCCAUGAUGAUGGACGAUGAUGAUUUUUUUAUUCCCGAUCACAUCAUUAAUCAAGACCAUCACACGAAUAGCAACAACAAUAAUAACGGCCGACAACGAAGAAUUAUUUUCAUGAACUCGGGAAAUCCGUUAUUAGAGAGUUUAGCCCUCCAAAACAGCAUGAUGAUAAAUCCAAGAAAUGAAUCUGCUGCUCUCAAUGAUGCCAAACAACUACCACGAGCUCAGAAUUUGGCCUAUGAUGAGGACCCCACGAAUUUUGUUGAUAAUCCCUACUCGAAAGAUAAAGUAGUAGAUACCAAAAUUUUAGAUUUGAGAAGAUUUGUAUAG
Molecule: messenger RNA, 429 nt
Organism: Naegleria lovaniensis
Lineage: Eukaryota; Heterolobosea; Eutetramitea; Acrasida; Naegleriidae
Exons: 1
Coding region: 1-429 (142 amino acids)
Source: RefSeq, a predicted model, not a curated record